Messenger RNA from Chroicocephalus ridibundus (black-headed gull), 1344 nucleotides. It is a transcript of the gene BIN3, whose product is annotated as bridging integrator 3. The record is from RefSeq and is a predicted model, not a curated record. Gene Ontology annotation, cellular component: cytoplasm; actin cortical patch. Gene Ontology annotation, molecular function: lipid binding; protein binding. The coding region runs from base 51 to 812 and encodes 253 amino acids. Lineage: Eukaryota; Metazoa; Chordata; Aves; Charadriiformes; Laridae. Gene Ontology annotation, biological process: endocytosis; plasma membrane tubulation; actin cortical patch localization. The transcript is spliced from 9 exons.
GGGCGGGGAAAAACGCGGCGGCACUUCCGGGAGCGGCGCGGCGGGGGACGAUGAGCUGGAUACCGUUCAAGAUCGGGCAGCCCAAGAAACAGAUUGUACCCAAGACGGUGGAGAGAGACUUUGAAAGGGAAUAUGGAAAGCUUCAGCAAUUGGAAGAUCAGACCAAAAAACUUCAGAAGGAUAUGAAGAAAAGCACAGAUGCGGACUUGGCCAUGUCCAAGUCGGCCGUCAAAAUCUCUUCGGACCUUCUGUCCAACCCCCUGUGCGAACAGGAGCCCGCCUUUCUGGAGAUGGUCACGGCCUUCGACACAGCGAUGAAGAGGAUGGACUCUUUCAACCAGGAGAAGGUGAAUCAGAUCCAGAAGACAGUCAUAGAGCCUUUGAAAAAGUUUAGCAGCGUUUUUCCCAGCUUGAACAUGGCGGUGAAGAGACGGGAGCAGACGCUGCAGGACUACAAGCGCCUGCAGUCCAAGGUGGAGAAAUACGAGGAGAAGGAGAGGACCGGCCCCGUCCUCGCCAAGUUACACCAGGCCCGUGAAGAGCUGAGGCCGGUGAAGGAGGACUUCGAAGCCAAAAACAAGCAGCUCCUGGAGGAAAUGCCCAAGUUUUACAGCAGCCGCAUCGAUUACUUCAAACCCAGCUUUGAGUCGCUGGUCCGGGCGCAGGUUGUCUACUACACGGAGAUGCACAAGAUUUUUGGGGACCUGACGGCGCAGAUCGACCGGCCCGGCUUGAGCGACGAGCAGCGGGAGCGGGAGAACGACGCCAAGCUGAGCGAGCUGCGGGCUUUGUCCAUCGUGGCCGACGACUGAGCGCCGCGGCGGCGGCGGCGGGGGGGUCGGUGAUGGGGAAGGGGCUGGGCAUCCCCCCCUGCCCCCCGGCUCCCGCAGCCAGGCCGCUCCCCACCUCCUCCCUCCCAGGGAUGGACUCGGGGGGCGGGGGGGCUUUAGCCGCUGGCAGCUCCCUUUGCCCCCGUGGCUUUGCCAUCCUGCCGGGACACGGUAUUGCCUGGGGGGGGCACAGCAGGGCUCACCGCCCCACAAGCCCGGUCGGGAUCGGGCCCAGGCUCCUUGCCUUUCUGGCAGGACGACUGAAUCGCUCCCCCGGCUGCUGCUGGACUGUUCAUUUUGUGCCUUAGGAGCCCAAUAUCCCCCCCACCUCCCCCGGGGGAGGGUAAAUCAUUCCAAUCCCGUUCUUUGGGGCGUCGGGAGCCGGGGAUGCAUCCCGCACGGAGCGUCAUGGGACGCCGCGCUCUCAAUGUGCCCUGUUUUAAGCAAGAAGGGCGCAAAGUGCCUCUGCCCCAUAGCUGGGAGGGUGCAUAUCGGGCUGGCGGGGGGGGGUGCA